This is a messenger RNA of Syngnathus acus (greater pipefish), 1746 nucleotides long. RefSeq names its product Ts translation elongation factor, mitochondrial (gene tsfm). The transcript has 6 exons. Gene Ontology annotation, cellular component: mitochondrial matrix. NCBI's taxonomy places the organism in Eukaryota, Metazoa, Chordata, Actinopteri, Syngnathiformes, Syngnathidae. Gene Ontology annotation, molecular function: protein binding; translation elongation factor activity. The record is from RefSeq and is a predicted model, not a curated record. Gene Ontology annotation, biological process: mitochondrial translational elongation. Bases 109 to 1029 code for a protein of 306 amino acids.
UACGUUUGACUCUCCUCGUCUUCCAUAGACAGCGUGGACGUCAAUGACAUUCACCUACCGACUCAUCGAGCUUUUUUGUAUAAGUACUCACGCGUGGAUACUAGUAAGAUGUCAUUAAGCUUUUUAUUCAGGUCUCUCAGUAAAGAUGUGGCAAAGGUCAGCAGUCACACUUUGCACUCAGCAUGCCAUCCUCUUCUGGCGGCUGACAAGAGCCUCCUGGUCAAAUUGAGAAAAAGCACUGGGUACACCUUUAUAAACUGCAAGAAAGCGCUGGAGACGUUUGACAAUGACAUAGCACAGGCGGAGGCUUGGCUGCACGAACAGGCGCAGAAGGAAGGCUGGAGCAAAGCAAACAAGCUGGAGGGUCGCAAAGCCAAGGAGGGCCUCAUUGGUGUCUUUGUGAGAGAUCAAGUUGCCGUCAUGGUGGAGGUCAACUGCGAGACAGACUUUGUUGCCCGCAAUGAGAAGUUUCAGCAGCUGGUGAAAGAUGUCGCCUUCUCCACCUUAGCUCACCACCAAAAUAAAAGCCAAAGUCAGACAGGAUACAUGAAGAGUCUCCUAGUGUCUGAGGAACUGAGCAAACUGAACGUGUCGGAUGGAGCCACCCUUGCUGAUCAGGUGGCUUUAAGCAUAGGUCGCCUGGGUGAGAACAUGUCAGUGAGGCGGGCGGUGACCGUAAGCGUCCCCACUGAAUGGAACAUUGGCUCAUACGUUCAUGGCGGAGUGGCGGGCCAGACCGAGGUGGCCAUGGGACGCUAUGGCGCACUGGUUGUGUUCCAGGGCGGAAAAGAAGAAGAACAGCAAAGUUUGGGUCGCAAACUGGGACAGCACAUUGUGGGAGAGGCGCCCUCGUCCCUUGGGAACAUGGAUGACCUGCCGUGCGGUGAAAGCGAGACGCGCCUCCUGCCUCAGACCUUCCUGGGAGACCCCAGCAGGACUGUGGCCCAGUUUCUCAAAGGUCAGCAGGCCCGAGUGCUGGACUUUGUCAGGUUUCACUGUGGGGAGAGCGCUGGUGAGGAAACAAAGUGAUGAAAUAGUUUUUAUGUCACAAUGAAAUGCUCAUUUCUUUUUUAAUAAUCUAUUACAAAAUCCAGGCUUAUGUAAAAUGCAUUUUGUUUUAAUUAUAAUGGAUGGAUGGAUGGAUGAAUGUAUAUUGUAAAUGACGAAACAACAAGCUACUUGCCCAGUACAUUCAAAAAUAAGAGAAAACCAAAAUUAGUUUUCCACAUACUUUUAUUUUUUUUCCCCUUAACAUUGUGGAAUUAAAACCUCUUCAGAUUUUAGAAUCCAAACUGCCAGAUUGAUCACGCAUUGAAGACAAGAGUCACUGAGGACAUUUUGGAAUGAUCAAUGCAAGAGCUGCUUCCUUCGGUCGAGUGAAAACAUACAGGAACUGAACACGCACAUUCUGUAAACGCUGUUUUUCUUAUCACAAUGUCAACGCGAUGGAGUCAUAACACAGAAGUCGGUAACUUUACUCACAGCGCUGGUGAGAUGUGAAAUACUGACAAAACAUGAGUUACACUUCAAGACGCACACACACACACACACACAAUGGUACUGGAAAUAAAACUGCAUGGUUGUAAGAAAGUUUACAGAUUUUCAAGGCAUGCCUUCACACACGUCCUCACAAUCACACAAAGGUUAGUUAGAGGCUACAAAGGUAACAAUACUCCGUUACAAUGUCGAUAUCAAAGAAAGACGAUGGAAAAACAGUAAAAAAUAUAAAAAUCGAUUGGAUAAAAA